AUGUUUGCGUUCGCGUUAUCUAACGACGUUGAAGACGCUGUUCACGAAGUUACCUCGACAAAGGAUGGUGCCACAUGGUGUCCAGUUGCAUUGGUUGGAACGCAGUGCCCUUCAUCGAGCAUUUUCCAUUAUUAUAAAUGCUGUGGAACGGCCAAUAAGGAUUGCUGCUUCAAUCUUCAGGUAACGCGAUCACUUCUGAGUUCAUUCACUGCUCCUGCAGUGUUGAGCUGA
Anisakis simplex (herring worm) is the source of this 231-nucleotide messenger RNA. The record is from the annotation of a GenBank genome assembly. NCBI's taxonomy places the organism in Eukaryota, Metazoa, Nematoda, Chromadorea, Rhabditida, Anisakidae.